This is a messenger RNA of Anolis carolinensis (green anole), 2966 nucleotides long. RefSeq names its product cholinergic receptor nicotinic beta 2 subunit (gene chrnb2). The record is from RefSeq and is a predicted model, not a curated record. Lineage: Eukaryota; Metazoa; Chordata; Lepidosauria; Squamata; Anolidae. The transcript has 6 exons. Gene Ontology annotation, cellular component: plasma membrane; neuron projection; postsynaptic membrane. Gene Ontology annotation, biological process: chemical synaptic transmission; monoatomic ion transmembrane transport; signal transduction. The coding region runs from base 249 to 1832 and encodes 527 amino acids. Gene Ontology annotation, molecular function: transmembrane signaling receptor activity; acetylcholine-gated monoatomic cation-selective channel activity.
CUUCCUUCCUUUGGGGGCCGGAGAGGGAGGGGAGAGGCCCAGAGGCUUUGCGCAGCAGCAGCAGCAGAAGAGCAGCCGCGGAAGAGGAGGCGGCGGGUUCAGCACCACGGAGAGCGGCAGCAGGAGGAGGAGCAGCCCCGCGCGCCCCGCCAAGGCAUGAGCCCCACCGGUGGGCCUGCCCCGCCCGUUUAGGGCCCAAGGAGAGAGAGAGAGACAGGGGGGGCUCCGCCCUCGCCCACCCCCCACCCAUGGCGCCCCCGCCCCUCCCCCUCCCCCUCCUCCGCGGCCUCUGCUUCUUCGCCCUCCUCAGCCGGGUCCUGGGCACGGACACGGAGGAGCGGCUGGUGGAGCACCUCCUGGACCCGCUGCGCUACAACAAGCUCAUCCGCCCGGCCACCAACGGCUCCGAGCUGGUCACCGUCCAGCUCAUGGUCUCCUUGGCCCAGCUCAUCAGCGUGCAUGAACGGGAACAGAUCAUGACCACCAACGUCUGGCUGACGCAGGAGUGGGAGGACUACCGCCUGACCUGGGACCCCGAGGACUUUGACGACAUGAAGAAGGUGCGCCUGCCCUCCAAGCACAUCUGGCUCCCGGACGUGGUGCUGUACAACAAUGCGGACGGGAUGUACGAGGUGUCCUUCUACUCCAACGCGGUGGUCUCCUUCGACGGGAGCAUCUUCUGGCUCCCGCCGGCCAUCUACAAGAGCGCCUGCAAGAUCGAGGUCAAGCACUUCCCCUUCGACCAGCAGAACUGCACCAUGAAGUUCCGCUCGUGGACCUACGACCGGACGGAGAUUGACCUGGUGUUGAAGAGCGAGGUGGCCAGCCUGGACGACUUCACCCCCAGCGGCGAGUGGGACAUCAUCGCCCUGCCGGGCCGGCGCAACGAGAACCCCAACGACUCCACCUACGUGGACAUCACCUACGACUUCAUCAUCCGGCGCAAGCCGCUCUUCUACACCAUCAACCUCAUCAUCCCCUGCAUCCUCAUCACCUCGCUGGCCAUCCUGGUCUUCUACCUGCCCUCCGACUGCGGGGAGAAGAUGACCCUCUGCAUCUCGGUGCUGCUGGCCCUCACCGUCUUCCUCCUGCUCAUCUCCAAGAUCGUGCCGCCCACCUCGCUGGACGUGCCGCUGGUGGGCAAGUACCUGAUGUUCACCAUGGUGCUGGUCACCUUCUCCAUCGUCACCAGCGUCUGCGUGCUCAACGUGCACCACCGCUCGCCCACCACCCACACCAUGCCGCCCUGGGUCAAGGUGGUCUUCCUGGACAAGCUGCCCACCCUGCUCUUCAUGAAGCAGCCCCGCCAGAACUGCGCCCGACAGCGCCUGCGCCAGAAGCGCCAGGGCCACCAGCGCAACGCCGCCCUCAACGCCGCCGCCGGGAGCUUCUUCCUCCGCGACGGGGCCCGGUCCUGCACCUGCUACGCCAACCCCUCCGCCGCCAAGAAGUUCCCGCCCGGAGGAGGAGCAGGAGGAGGAGCGGGCAACAACGGCGCCGAAGGGGUCAACGGGUACCGGGAGCGGCAGGGGGCGGCCACCACCACCACCACCACCACCACCGGACAGCCGCCCGGUCACUGCUGCUGCGGCCUGGAGGAGGCGGUGGACGGCGUCCGCUUCAUCGCCGACCACAUGAAGAGCGAGGACGACGACCAGAGCGUGAGCGAGGACUGGAAGUACGUGGCCAUGGUGAUCGACCGCCUCUUCCUCUGGAUCUUCGUCUUCGUCUGCGUCUUCGGCACCAUCGGCAUGUUCCUGCAGCCGCUCUUCCAAAACUAUGCCACCAACUCCCUCCUGCAGAUCCACCAAGGAGCGCCGGGGUCCAAAUAGCGGCCGGGGGAGAGCGAGAGCGAGCCGCCGGACGGACGGAGAGACAUGGAGGGGGGGAAGGGACCGGAGAAGACCCCACACACCUGGUCCUGGGAUGGAGAGACUGGGGAGACCGGAUAUCCCUUCCUUGGUCCGUAACUUGUGACAGAGAAAAGGCAAUGGGUGCAAAAAGGACGGGGUGUUGUCAGAAACAAGGACCGAGAUGCAUAAGUGUGCAACGGAGGCACGUUCUCAGCUUUUCAUGCUGGACUUGGUUCGACUUUCGCCGUCUCCGCUCCGUGGGAUAUAAGCAACGAUUAGGUUGAUGGGACGGUGCAGCGGUGCGGGAACACUCGCCGGACGGCGCUUUGCAACGGCAACGAACGAACGGGAGGAACGGGGUUGCCUUUUGGGGAAGGGGCCCGGCUCUCCCUUCCUCCCUCCUCCAACGACCGGCCGGGGUACCAGCUCCCAACUCAGGGAAAAACAAUCAUGUAGGACUAUACAUCCAUACCCAUGUAUCGCCGUACUCCCCGUAUACCUCUGUGGACGAACGCGUCGAGGCGCCUCCGGAUCCGCGUUUCGCUGUUACUCAUAACUCCGCGUAGUCUAGCCACUCGUCUCCCUUCAGUUUCCAGAAUAGUACGAUGCCGGCAAAUAGGAUGGGAGUGAAAUCGCGGGACGGUUCCGAAUCCAAAUCUUCCUUCGGUCCCUCCAAUUUCUAGCGACGCAAUAACUUCGUGUGCAGUGGGACAGACUCCUGGUUGAGCUAUUGGGCCCGAAACGGAAAAGAAAAGCCCAAAAUCGUAAUUUUUUCGACAAAGGGCAGGAUUGCGCAAAAUCCGAAGGAGCGGAUCGACGACGAAUCGGGUAGUUUAGGAAUAAUGCCAGGAACCGGAGUCCCAAAGGGUCCCAAACGCGGCGGCAUUCGUCUCAACCCACGUUUGGCGACCCAGAAGGGACUCGACGGCAAGAGACCCAAAAGGGUCCCAAACGCGGCGGCAUUCGUGCCUUCUCGGCCCACGUUUGGCGACCCGGAAGGGACUCAAUGGCAAGCAGCUUUGCGACCUGGAGACCCCAAACCCCCACCGGACCGUGUGCGUGCCUCCUUUGUCCUCGCAGCACUGCAGAACCCAAUAAAGAUAGGUCACCCAG